AUGAAGACUGUCUUGCAGAACUGGCCAGCCAAUAUCUCUGAAAUAAAGGAAGAGGAUGUCAGUGAUGAGGAAGUGACGGGUGUGCAGGAGUUACCCUCAGAGCUGCCAGCUGCUGAACUGGCAGAGCAUAACGCUGAGGAGACCCCAGAUGAUGCGGUGCCUGAGGAGGCCUCUACAUUUGUCGCAUCACCGUACAAAUGGGUUGUUGAAGCUGACAACUACUUAUACCCAACAUCUGUGCCAGCCUUCAAUGAAGCUCUGGACAUGAUUGAAUCUGACCCAGACGGGUGGUGUGAUCUGACCCAGUUUGACCUGCCUGAGGAACCCUCGGCCAGCAGCAGCAGUAGCAGCAACAGCCCGGUGAGGCAAACCCCCAGCAAGCCAACACCGUCCCUGCCCAAUGUGACUGAGUACCGCCUGGACGGCCACACCAUCUCUGACCUGAGCAAGAGCAGCAAGGGGGAGCUCAUCCCCAUCUCUCCACACGCCGAGGUGAGCUUUGGCACACCACCCUCUGUGCUGAAGAGGCAGAAGAAGAGGAAGAUCUCCCUCUCCCCUGUCACGGAGAAUGCCACCAGCACAAGCCUUUCUUUCCUUGACUCCUGCAACAGCAUGACGCCCAAGAGCACCCCUGUCAAGACACUGCCCUUCUCUCCAUCUCAGUUCUUGAACUUUUGGACCAAACAGGAUACACUAGAGCUGGAGAACCCGUCUCUGACCUCCACACCUGUGUGCAGUCAGAAGGUGAUUGUCACCACCCCUUUGCACAGGGAUAAGACCCCUCUGCUCCAGAAGAACUCAGCGUUUGUCACACCAGAUCAGAAGUAUGUGGUGGACAACACACCUCACACCCCCACGCCUUUCAAAAAUGCCCUGGAGAAAUAUGGACCAAUUAGGCCUCUGCCCCAGACUCCUCACCUGGAAGAAGACUUGAAAGAGGUGCUCCGAAGUGAAGCUGGCAUUGAACUUAUCAUAGAGGAUGAUGUGAAGCCUGAGAAACAGAAGAGGAAACAAUGGUUGCGCAGGAGUCCCAUCAAGAAGGUCCGAAAGUCUCUGGCGCUUGAUAUUGUGGAUGGAGACAUGACACAGAAUACGCCUGGCCUCCCCAAGACUGUCUGUUUCAAAAGAGCCCAGCCUGUGAAUUUCCUGUCGAGGUCCCUGAACAUUUCCUCCUCGAGCAGGAAGAAUGACAGCGGUUUGCUCAACAGAGCCUUCGUGCAAGUGCAGCCAGAGAAGAUGUCCUACAGGAAAAUGCCGAGCCAUUUCAGACCACCAGCACCGAUGACCAGGGCUUGGAAAGCAGUGGCCUGUGGUGGAACCCGAGACCAACUCUUCAUGCAGGAGAAAGCCCGACAGUUUUUGGGCAUGUUGAAACAGUCUCACACAUCAAGGACCUUAAUCUUAUCAUGAAGGAUUGUUCUGCUUUUUUAUUUUAUUUUUUAAUUUUUUUGUAAGUGGAGAGGAAGGGGAACCACAGGAAAAAUCUCCUCUGCCAGGCCAAAGUGUGUGGGGGUGAAUUUUUCUUCCUUCUGUUCCUGGGUAGAUCUGUAUUGUAAUGAAUUGGGCUAAUUGCUGGGUAA
This is a messenger RNA of Mesitornis unicolor (brown roatelo), 1580 nucleotides long. RefSeq names its product v-myb avian myeloblastosis viral oncogene homolog-like 2 (gene MYBL2). Bases 1 to 1410 code for a protein of 469 amino acids. NCBI's taxonomy places the organism in Eukaryota, Metazoa, Chordata, Aves, Mesitornithiformes, Mesitornithidae. The record is from RefSeq and is a predicted model, not a curated record. The transcript is spliced from 8 exons.